Clupea harengus (Atlantic herring) is the source of this 6921-nucleotide messenger RNA. RefSeq names its product casein kinase 1, gamma 1 (gene csnk1g1). NCBI's taxonomy places the organism in Eukaryota, Metazoa, Chordata, Actinopteri, Clupeiformes, Clupeidae. Gene Ontology annotation, molecular function: ATP binding; protein serine/threonine kinase activity. The record is from RefSeq and is a predicted model, not a curated record. Gene Ontology annotation, biological process: protein phosphorylation.
CCUUACUGUAUAUGUUUUCACCAAGGAGCACUGUGAAAUAAGCACAGCGCAGAAGCCGUCCUUAGCCCAUAUUACAGUUUUAGCUGGAUUGCUAGCUGAUGUUAACAUUUUUUUUGUCAUUAGAGAACAUCACGGUUGAAAUUUCACAAUUAACGUUAACUCACUGGAAAGACAAAAUAUUGGUUAACUCCUUGGAGGUGGCCUGGAUUUUCUGACUUAUGUAGACUUCUUUAGCGGGCAUUCCCUGACGUAGGUGUGGAGGCAGUCACCAUUACAUGAACAGCACGCCCUUCUGAGCCAUCUGCUUUGGGCACAGCCCCUUGGUGACUCUGGAUCUCUGCGUGCUCUCCACACCAUCAUGGAACACCCACGAGAAAAGGAAGGUGAACGGCCAACUAGAAGCAGUAAGGUGGCUCAAGGGCGAAGUGGGCACUCUCGCCCCUCCAGCUCCUCUGCCUCAUCUGGUGUAUUGAUGGUUGGACCCAACUUCCGUGUUGGAAAGAAGAUUGGUUGUGGCAACUUUGGAGAGCUGAAACUCGGAAAGAACCUCUACACUAAUGAGUAUGUCGCCAUCAAAUUGGAGCCAGUCAAAUCACGGGCACCCCAGCUACAUUUAGAAUACCGCUUCUACAAAACUCUUGGCAGCACAGCGGAGGGUCUGCCCCAGGUCUUCUACUUUGGGCCUUGUGGGAAAUACAAUGCCAUGGUUCUGGAGUUGUUAGGCCCAAGCCUUGAAGACCUUUUUGACCUGUGUGAUCGGACAUUCUCCCUCAAAACUGUCUUGAUGAUGGCUGUUCAACUGAUCUCACGGAUGGAAUAUGUGCACUCUAAGAACCUCAUCUACAGGGAUGUUAAGCCUGAGAACUUCCUCAUUGGGCGGCAAGGGAACAAAAAAGACCACAUUAUUCACAUCAUAGACUUUGGUCUAGCCAAAGAGUACAUUGACCCUGAAACAAAAAAACAUAUCCCAUACAGAGAGCACAAGAGCUUAACUGGCACAGCUCGAUACAUGUCAAUAAAUACCCACUUAGGGAAAGAGCAGAGUCGCCGCGAUGACCUGGAGGCAUUGGGUCACAUGUUCAUGUACUUCCUUCGUGGGAGCCUCCCCUGGCAAGGACUGAAGGCUGACACGUUGAAAGAACGAUACCAGAAAAUUGGGGACACAAAGAGGAACACUCCAGUUGAAGUUCUCUGUGAGAAUUUUCCAGAAGAGAUGGCUACCUACCUUCGUUAUGUGAGACGGCUGGAUUUCUUUGAGAAACCAGAUUAUGAAUACCUUCGGACCUUGUUCACAGAGUUGUUUGAACGGAAAGGAUAUGCCUUUGAUUACACGUAUGACUGGGUUGGCAGACCGAUUCCAACACCUGUCGGGUCUGUCAAUGUGGACUCAGGUGCAUCAGCCAUAACGAGAGAAAGCCAAACUAACAGGGACCGGCCCUCUCAACAGCAGCCUGCGAGGAAUCAGACAUCGACUACAGAUCGCAGGGGAGCCUGGGAGGUGCAGCCCAACCGCCAGACGAACUCUUCUUAUCUGACCUCCUACAUCGCAGAAAGGCAUGGAGGAUCAGUGCAGGUGGUCAGUUCAACCAAUGGUGAACUGAAUAUAGAUGACCCGCUGGCUAAUUCCAAUGCCCCCAUCACUGCACAUGCUGAAGUGGAAGUGGUUGAAGAAGCUAACUGCGUGAAAAUGCUCAACAUGUGGUGCUGCUGCUUCUUCAAGAGGAAACGGAAAAAGAACACACCUCGACAUAAAUGAGCUACUGAGUCAAAUGAUGGGGAAGAACUGAACUUCUGAAAGAAGAUCGAAAACCCAAGAAGAAAUACUAAUGGCUUCCAGUUGGGAACCCUGUAUUUGAGAGUGAGACAUGCAUUGUGUUUUCCCAGUGAAUUAAUUUAUUUUCAGUUUUGUUUUUGUAUGUGUAUUGUUUUUUUCCAGAUGUGUUGGUGCACAGGCUUGAUAGGAAGUUGGACACAGCCAUGGUUAAUAUAUCAGUUUUAUUUGCUGUUUGUUCUUACCCCCAUUUUGUCCACCUACCUUACCUGUGUACAUGUAAAUUAACACUCUCCCUUCACCAAGAUAUAUGAAUGGAAGUGGAAUGACCUGGGGAGUUGCAAAAUAACAAAUGGAUUUUUUUUUUUUAAAUAAUUUGUGUGGGGGAUGGGGGGGGGUCGCAGCUUGCACUUGUUAUUCAAACACAGAGCCUCUGUUGUUCAGUUGUGAUUGUGAACACAUCAGCUGUUGCCAUAGUAUGACAAAUGCAAAAGACAGACAAACUGCCUACGGCUCCAUACCAAAACACCAAAUACUUAUUUGCAACAUAUGAAAUGAUGGCCUUGAGCUUGCCCCUAUACAUUAUGUUUGACAGACUGGCAUCAUGUUCUUUGAUUAGAUGGUGAAAUGCCUCAGCAGCAUGGUUUUCUAAAAUGUCACUGGCUUUCUUUAAUUACGGAGAUGCUUGUUGUAAAGCACUCUCUCUGUCGACAGUUUGUGCUGUUUUAGUUUCCAUAUGUUUCUUUUUUCUUUGCCUUGAAUUGAGUUUUGCUAUAAACAGACUAAUUUCAUACACACAGAUGAAUGCCGGAGAUCAGAAUGUUCAGGUCAUUGUACACAGAUAAUGUUUUUUAUUUUUAUUUUUUGUCUCUUGGUAAACAUGAUUACAUUAGGCAAAGUGAUGACGCUGUUUACCAUUUGCACCCCUUAUUCCUGUGCCAUUGGAUUUUUAGCAGAUUUAUCAGUGGGAAGAAAAGGCAGAAUAUAGUCGGAUUGGGUGAGGCACAUAAAGACAAUGCAGAAUAGUCUGUAGGGUUGAGGCGCAAGGUCGUCUUAAACCAUUCUACUCCUGGAACCCGAACCAAGUCAAUGCCUUAAACUUUAACGGCCUAUCCAAGCAUGUCUUAAGUCGCCAUCAAACCCUAACAAUCCCUUGGACAUUUCUCUUCACUGCUCUGGACCUCUUAGUGUGUAGACGACAGGCAACUGUUCCAGGAUUUUUUAAAAACUUUACAUCCUCAUUCCAGAUCUUAGAAGGGUCUUGAGCAGUGGAUGUGGUCUGUUAUGAACUUCACUGGGUGCAGUGUAUAUAACAGUGUUCAAGGAUUGGGGUUGGAAGUUUGGUACAGCUGAGGUCGAGUUGUGGUUUCCUGAAUACUGCAUACAUUGCACGGCAUUGUUUUUUGGGAAUGAAAAUCUAAACACAAUAAUGACUAGGUUGCCUUGCUUUUCUUGCAAGAUUGCGCAUUGUUCCCCUUGGAUUUCUUUUUUUUAUAUUAUUUACUUUUUCUAAUGUACAGUAAAUGGAACAUAAAAAUGUAUUAGUACUGUCUGUGGUAAGAUUGCCAUAUGUUGUCGAAAACCCUGAAAGACCAAGAGCUAUGUGUUAGGGAGACUGCACAGUGUAUUGUUAAGCUAUUGUUUACUUUUAUUGGCGUUGCCUGUACCUUUCUUUCCUGUCCUGUCCUUUAAUGUACUGCACUGAUGGGCUGUGUUCCCCAGAAUCCCUUGGAUUCUCUGAUCCAUCUGAAGAUUUGAAGGAGUGCAGUGGAGAAUUGCUAUGAGACAAGAUAUUGAAAAUGAGUGCCUGUACUACUUCCUUUUCACAGUGAUUGCAUUCUGUGUGACGUCUAAUUGUUUGGUUUGGACAUCCAUAUGUUUGGGCACAUUCUACAUGCUGCUUUGGGAUGUUUUUGCGGGCGAACAAUGCUGAAACGUUAAUCAUGUCCUGCUGAUGAUGCAUUAAUCAUGCCCCCCUGAUAAAACAUGAGAACAUUGAAGAUAAAUUCUGUCGUAAGGUCAGACGCUGAUUUAUCAGACAGAUUUGUGUUUGAACAGCUAGUACCUCACCUUCAGAAGUAUUGGGGAAAGGCUUGCACUCUGUGCCUACCCUGAAGUUCACUAUUAUCAUUAGCAGCCUCAGACAGCAGAGCCAAUAAACUGAUCAUUAGGCGAUGUGUACAAUCUGAGCGAAAUGCAUUAACAGAGCUUUUUUCCCCCCUUCAUUUUCAUAGUGACUGAGUAUCAACUGUGUGUGGAACUAAUUUCAAAAGUACUUGAAAAGUCAGUUUUCUGCUUUAAACUGCAAUAUAAUGUUUUGUGUUCUGUUGCUGUUUCUAAUUAUUUUUAAUCUCAUUUGAGAGUUGAGUUAUUGUUGUGCCUCUGUUUUUGUUUGUUUGUGUAUUCCCUUCUGUAGAGCUUGUUGGCUAUUCAUAGGAGCGGCUCUUGCUACUGUCAACAUCAGGCCAGGAAGUAGCAGUAGCUUGUGGCUUGUUAAGCGGGCUCUUCUGUAACUGAAAUUGUUGAUGUUUUGCGUUGAAUGUUGUUACACUAAUAGGGAAUUUAGAUGCUAUUUUAAAGGCACCCCCCCCCCCAUACACACACACAAACAAACAAUACAAAUGUGAUAACUCUACUGUCCUCUGUAUACUCUGUGGGUGUUCAAAGUCAUGGGACCUGAUUGGAUGUCUCACUUGAUGGCCAGUGUUGCUACAGACCUGCUUUGGCAAUAUAUUCACAACUGACCUUAGCAUAUGCACUGACUAGAUCACAUUCCAUAACCUUUCAAAAUUGGAAAGUGGAUGGUUUUACAUAGAUGGAUCUUUGUGAGAACCUUGACCCACUUGAAUGAAUAUUUCUUUUACAGAAAGGUUUGCUGGUGUUGCUGUCAUGACUACUAACAUUUUGGCAGUUUGAUUUUUAUUUAACAAGUCAGCAUGUUUGCUUGUGUGUAUGUGCAGUCAAAGACACAUUUUCAGUGUUUAGACAGUUAAAAUGCAUAAAUCAUUCCUCACUGAAGACUGACUGCUCCAGUGGGAUAAAAGCUUGAGUUGAACGUCUCUGAGACCAUGCAUAGGCUGGGCUGACUUCAUGUGGGCAUCUAUAAACAGUUGUAUGCAAAAGUGUGGGCACCCCUGUGUAACUGACAGAUUUUGUUGAUUUUGAAAGUGAAAAUAAGUAAGUAGAGACCUUGCAAUAUUAAACAGUGAGGCUUUAAAAAUAGAGAAAAAUAAACAGUUAUUGUAGCGUGUCCAAAGGUCUAGGCACGCGACUAAGCCAGAAAUGAUUUUUGUAGACCGCAAAAAGUCUUUAUUCUUGCUUUAAGAAUGUUCACCCUCUUUUCCUUGCAGAUCACUGUAAGUACUAAGAUGCAUUUACCCACAUAUUUUCAAUCAUGUUUAAGUUUGGGCAUUCCAAAAAGUACGGUUUGUGUUUCUUGAAGAAGUUCAUGGUGUAUUGUAAGAUAUGCUUUGAAUCAUUAUCCUGUUUAGACAUCUGUCUUGUAGGCUUCCGUUUCUUCACUGACUACAUUUACAUCUUGUAUUUGCUGAUAUUUUGUGGAAUCUACUCUUCUCUGUAUUUGUAUAUGUCCUAUGCCACUGGCUGCUAGAAACAGCCAUCAUAAAACAGAAUAAUCUACCUGCAUACUUAACAGUUGUCAAGGGAUUCUUAUCAAAUGCUGUACUUCCUUAAUAGUAUUUGGGUCAUUGGGAAUUGCCAGCUGUAAUGCUUUGGUAUGUUUUUAAAAUCUUCUGUUUUAUGGGCAUCAAAUAGGUUCAGUUGGAUCCUGUGUCCGUUGCUUAGAGAGGGCUAUUUAAGUUGAAAUGAGUCAAACAAUUCCUCAAGAUUCGGCUUGAGCUGCGAAUGACGAUUCUUAACCUGCUCCUAAGAAGUCAGAACAUAAUAUUAACUUGUGAGGUCUUAUUUGAGACUUUACAGUGGAAGGGGGCCCAAAACUUUUCACAUGUUAUAAUGACUUUCAUUUCUCACUUUUAAAUGCUUGUUUGCUGCAGGGGUUGUAUUUAUUUCUUUUCAUUUCAAAAAUCAACAAAAUACAUAUUUUGCUCAGGGUGCCCAAAGUUUGCAUACAACUGUAAUGUCUGAAUGUUCGUAUGGAAGUGUUUGUGUGUCAAUCUUAUAGAGAUACAGUUCUUCAUACACAGUUGGUACCUCAACAAGUGUGGGAGAAAUUUAAAGUUUCAAACCUGGCAGACUUUUAUUCCGCAGUUUGCCACUCAUCCCUAAGACUGUCUGGGAGAUGAGAGUGCGUCUGUAUGGUAUGUAUCUGCAUGGCUUGUGAAGGAAAAGCUACUAACUCUUACACAUGCAAGCAUUCUAUUUCAGAUUCUGGGCAUGAGGCUCUUUGCCCUGAUUUUAUCCAGUAGAUGUGAUUGUAAUGUCUCCACAUUACACCUAGAGUGCUGAAUUUUCUGAAGGAUGCCGCUUUAAUACAUUGUUCAUCAUUCCAAUAAACCAGAUUAUAGCCCCCUCAUCCUCCAAUGAUUUGGAUUUGAAAUGGCCUAUCUUGCUGGAAUGUUAAUUAUGUUCUGAAUGUGUCACAGCAGAUGUGCAGAAAUGUCAGAGGUGGAAAGAGCUCUGAUAAAAAUGGAUUUGCACAUCUGGCACUUUUCUCUUAUUGUAUUCAAAUUAUUUGAGGGACUUUCUGUUUUAAACUUACUACAGUUGUUUGUUAUUAUUAAGUGAACAUUUGUUAAGAGUUCACGGUCAUUGUUUUGCAAAAAAAGGUUUUUCUUCCUCCACGAUAGUGGAAAGCAGAAUUUAGUAGUACUUCAAGAGUAUAUUGCCUCCUCUUCCUCUUGUGGUGAUUUAAGGCUAUGACUAAACAUUGAAUCUGAUGUAUUAUGGAUAUUGUGUUAAAAUAUGAAUGUCUUGAAAAUAUAUUUGAAUGAUUUAACCUUGUCAAGGGCUUCAGUUGUGAAGAACCUACCUGUUUUUCAUUCCUUUUGUAUUUUUUUGACAAUAUAAAGGUCCUUAUUCUUUCUAUCUUAAAUGCCUAUUUUAUUCCUGAGGACUGGUGUGAAUUGUCACUUGUAAUGUUUCAGAUUCAAUUUUUAUUCCCACACUUAAAGGGAAACCUCAAGUUUGCACCUGUUUUUAUGUAAAAUUAAAAAAAAAGUGUUUUAACAUUA